Messenger RNA from Cucumis melo (muskmelon), 761 nucleotides. RefSeq lists its product as uncharacterized. The transcript has a single exon. NCBI's taxonomy places the organism in Eukaryota, Viridiplantae, Streptophyta, Magnoliopsida, Cucurbitales, Cucurbitaceae. Bases 310 to 588 code for a protein of 92 amino acids. The record is from RefSeq and is a predicted model, not a curated record.
CAGCUUUUACAUUUUUUUUGCAUCUUCUUCAUAUAAAAACCCCAAGAACUUUCCUACUUUGACAAAUUUGACUCAAUUCAUGGCCACAAAUAGAAAUCACAAGAAUCCAUGGGGGAAGACAGAAAAUAAGAACAAAUACAGGCCCUCAACUGCAAACAAAAAGUACAAAAGUGAAAGAGAAACGAAACCGCAAAAAUCAACGGCCUAUAUAAACUCCCAAUUUCGCUCCCUUCAAUCUUCAUCUUCUCCAUUCCCUUUCUCUCUCAUCAUCACAAAACCAAAAAAUCAAAAGUAGAGAAAGUCCGACCAAUGGGGAAAUUCGUUGAAUUGUUGGAUGUAGGAGUAAGAAUGGCGGCGAGAUUUCACUCUCACUGUCCUCAAACUGCUCGGCUUUACUACCAUCCUCCAUCCGAUCACGACUCCGACCACCACCAUCACCAACAUUAUUUGCACCAGAUUUUUCAGGCGUACGACGGCGGCCGUCACGGCGGACACUCAACGGAGCUGGUUACGGCAUAUGGAAUGAAGACGAUGGCCACGGAUGGGAGUUUUGAUGCAGAGAAUGUGUUUCAUUCGGCGGAUUUUUGAUGAUUUUGAUUCGAUUUAGGGAUUUUUCUUUUCUUUUUGUGUAAUUUAUGAAUUGUGCAUGCCAUUACACAUGCCAAUCGAUAUGGUGAAAUUGUUAUAAAUAAAGAAUAAAUACAAUUGUUUUAACUGAUGCAAAGAGUUUCAAAUGAAUGGAAGAGUUUCGUUUUGUGGAA